This is a messenger RNA of Menidia menidia (Atlantic silverside), 2213 nucleotides long. The record is from the annotation of a GenBank genome assembly. Lineage: Eukaryota; Metazoa; Chordata; Actinopteri; Atheriniformes; Atherinopsidae.
AAGUCUUGUUGUUUGGGCCCUGGCUUGGUAUGGAAAGCAACCCAAACCAAACUGAGGAGAGCCGAGUAGAGGCAGGAGCAUUUCUGAUCAAUGUUGAAAGCUCACAGACAGAUACGGCAAGCUACGUCCGCAAAUACACAUUUGUCACGAGCGAAACGAAGACUUGGCGCGAGGCCCAGAGGCUCUGCAGAGACCAGUACGACGACCUGGCCACCGUAGCCAACCAGGAAGACCUAAACAAGAUCACCGGCAUGCCGGAAAGCCGUACCGGGGCCUUUUGGAUCGGUCUGAACUACGACCCCUCCAGCUGGAGAUGGUCAGAUCCACAGGUAGAGGGAGAAUUGGGUCCAUUCCGUCCUUGGUAUCUCAAUCAGCCGGACAACCGUGGAGGGGUUGAAUACUGUGCCUCCGCCUUGGCGAUUGGCAACUGGACAGACAGGGAUUGCUACGAGAUACUGCCGUUCAUCUGUUUCAACGAGCGAGGCGAGUACGUGCUGGUGGCCGAGGGGAAGACGUGGCCGGGAGCUCAGAGCUACUGCAGGACCCACCACGAAGACCUGGUCUCCGUCCGGAGCCCGGGCGAUAAAGACAAAGUGAUUCAGGCACUGCCGAGUGACGGUUCGGUCCCGGAGGUCUGGAUCGGUCUAUCCAGAAAUCCCUGGGUUUGGUCCGAUGGCAGCAGGGUCUCAUUUACAUCGUGGAUGACCAGUCAGCCCAAUAGCUACGGCUCGCAGCCGUGUGUCUACAUGCAAAAUGGACAUUGGAAUGACUACGGCUGUGACGCCAAAUACUACAUUCUCUGCCAAGAACUGUUACCAAAAAAGGAGAUGUUUGUGGUGAAAGUGAAUAUCAGCUCUGACGCCAAUCUGAAUCUUCCAGCAGAGAAAGACUCGCUCCUGCACAGGUUUCAGGCCCGGCUGGAGAAGCAGGGCGCCGCCGGCUUUAACAUCAGCUGGCGUGCAGAAAGAAACGGCCUGUCGGCCGGGCUGACCUCAGCGGCGGAUGGCGCCGACAUGGCCGUGGACGACACCCGCUCGGCGAGGCCGGACGAGACCUGCGCCUCGGUCCCCCAACAGGACCACCCCUGGUGGCAGCUGGACCUGAGGAGCGUCUACCGCAUCACCGCCGUGUCCGUCACGGCGGCCACGUGCUGCCCGGAGCAGCUGGACGGCGCCGAGAUCCGCAGCGCGUACAGCUACCAGUGUGAGGUCCAGCGCGCCCGUUUUGUCCACGUCCUGCUUCCGGGGCGGCAGAGGAAUUUGACUGUCUGCGAAGUGCGGGUUUAUGGCACCGUGCUGGACCACUGCUCCCUCGAGCUCUGCAGCCGCAACUACGCUUUCAUAGACGAAGGGCCCACGACGUGGGCCGGGGCCCAGACCUUCUGCCGCCAGAGGUCCAUGGACCUGGCCGCCAUCCACAGCGCUCAGGACAUGAACGCGGUGGUGGACGCCAUGCAGGAGAAAACCCCUCAGGACUUCUGGAUCGGGCUGUACCACGACCAGCCGAGGUGGCGGUGGUCGAUGUCGGACGACGAUGACCACGGGGACGCCACAGACCCGUUCAGGAACUGGGCUCCCGGAGAACCCGGCGAACAGCCCGGCCAGCACUGCGCGGGCAUGCAGGACACGGGGGAAUGGAGAGACCUGGAUUGCGGCUCGCUUAACUUCUACGUCUGCGUUGACGAAGGGGCAUCUCAAACUAAGACUCUCGUGAAAAGGCCGACGACGUGGGCCGAUGCUCAGCAGAACUGCAGGAAGAGCUACUCGGACCUCGUCAGGGUGAGGGAUCCGGCCGAGAACGAGGAGAUUCGGAAAACGGUGCCAGCAGGGAAGCUGGUCUGGAUCGGCCUUUACGGAGACUCCUGGAAGUGGUCUGAUGGAGGGGACGCUAUGUUCAGAUACUGGCGGCCGGGGCCAGCUGACGGCUCUGGGGAAGGAGCAAAAUGUGCUCAAGUCAGUGGAGGCGCAUGGAGAGUGGAAUCCUGUGAUGCCAAAUCCAUGGUUCUGUGCUACUAUUACAAGAAGAGGACUUUGGUGAAAAUCAGUGCCAGCAUUGACAUGUGCGACCCGGCUAUCCAGCAGCAGAUCCAAAAACAGCUGGAGGGAAAGCUCCUAAAAAUGGGAAACAAUAACUUUAAGGUCCAUUGGAGGAGGACUAUGAGACAACUUCCAGACAAGAAUGAAGAAGCACGGUGUGUGCCAGCCAAAGAGGGC